CUCAGCAAUGUGACUAGCUGUUGAACAAUGGCAGGAAGUUGGUGUUUUGUUCAGUUUCUGGCACUUUGUGUGUGGUUUUGUGCUUUCUGUCAUGCUGUUCCACAGUGGAGUAAUCUGCCCCAGAAUCCUCAAGCUCUGAUGUUCCAGCAAACUGACCAGCGAUUUCAACAGCCAGCUCAACAACAAGCUAGUCCACAGUUUCCUCAACUUCAACAAGCUAGUCCACAGUUUCCUCAACUUCAACAAGCUAGUCAACAGUUUCCUCAACUUCAACAAGCUAGUCAACAGUUUCCUCAACUUCAACAAGCUAGUCAACAGUUUCCUCAACUUCAACAAGCUAGUCAACAGUUUCCUCAACUUCAACAAGCUAGUCAACAGUUUUCUCAACUUCAACAAGCUAGUCCACAGUUUUCUCAGCAGUUUCAGCCUAAGCAGCCAGUGGCGCAGGCAGAGCCCCUUGACAAAUGUGCUGUAGCUGAUUAUGAGCUGAUCCAAUGUGGACCACCUGGUAUCAGUGGUGCUGAGUGUGAAGCUAUCAACUGCUGCUUUAACGGACAGCAGUGUUACUAUGGGAAGGCAGUGACUGUCCAGUGUAUAAGAGAUGGUCAGUUUGUGGUAGUGGUGGCUAGAGAUGUUACUCUGCCUCGAUUGAGCCUGGAUUCAGUCCGUCUCUUGGGUGGGAAUGAUCCACCUUGCAGUCCUGUGGGAUCCACACCUUCCUUUGCUAUAUACCAGUUCCCUGUCACUGCAUGUGGCACGAGCAUGAUGGAGGACAGUGGAUAUGUGGUGUAUGAAAACAGGAUGACCUCCUCGUAUGAAGUGGGGAUUGGACCACUUGGUUCCAUCACAAGAGACAGCCAUUUUGAGCUUCUCUUCCAGUGUAGGUACUCUGCUACUUCUGUGGAAGCUCUGGUUGUGGAGGUCAACACUGUUCCUCCACCUCCACCAGUAGCUGCUCCUGGACCCCUCAGGGUGGGGCUUAGACUGGCAAAUGGUCAAUGUGUCACCAAAGGCUGUGCAGAAGGGGACGAGGCGUACACGUCCUACUACAGUGAUGCUGAUUAUCCGAUCACAAAAGUCCUGCGGGAGCCUGUGUAUGUUGAGGUGCGCAUUUUGGAGAGGACCGACCCCAACAUUGUCCUGAUGCUGGGACGUUGCUGGGCGACAUCAACCCCCAGUCCACUCAGUCUACCCCAGUGGGACCUUCUGGUUGAUGGAUGCCCUUACCAGGAUGACCGUUACCUGACCACAUUGGUUCCGGUGGCUGGAUCAUCUGGUCUUCAGUUCCCAACCCACUACAAGCGCUUUGUUGUGAAGAUGUUCACAUUUGUGGAUCCAGCAUCACUGGCUCCUCUGCAGGAAACUAUCUUCAUCCACUGUAGUACAGCGGUGUGCCAUCCCUCUUCUGGCUCCUGUGAGCAAAGCUGCGCUAGGAAAAGAAGAGACACGCACGUCAAGACCAUCUCUAGUGGGCAAACUGUGGUUUCUAGUGGAGAAGUUAACCUGGUCGAGUCUAUUUAGUGUUUUAAUAAACUGCAUGAAACAAUAU
Messenger RNA from Ctenopharyngodon idella (grass carp), 1549 nucleotides. RefSeq names its product zona pellucida sperm-binding protein 4-like. The transcript has 8 exons. The coding region runs from base 28 to 1521 and encodes 497 amino acids. Gene Ontology annotation, biological process: binding of sperm to zona pellucida; prevention of polyspermy. NCBI's taxonomy places the organism in Eukaryota, Metazoa, Chordata, Actinopteri, Cypriniformes, Xenocyprididae. Gene Ontology annotation, cellular component: egg coat. Gene Ontology annotation, molecular function: acrosin binding; structural constituent of egg coat. The record is from RefSeq and is a predicted model, not a curated record.